AUGCGGAGAACAAGUUUUAUUGCAACGGACCGUUCAAUCAAAAACAGACUUUAUACCAGUAUUCGCAACCCUCUGCCUUACAAUGUUGUUAUGAGAGUAUUAAGUACAGAUCCUGAGAGGAUACAUAUCUGGCCUUCCAAUUCAAUAAUUCCUGGGGGUGGUGCUAUGGACAUCGCAAUAAAUUUUGAGCCAAUAUCAAUUUUUAGGAAGGAGCGAAUUCUAGUUAAAAUCAUAAAUCUGCCCCAAAUUUCCUUGAGCUUCAAAUUUCUCAAAUGUUUGUGGAUGCGCCGUUUUAUUUGA
Molecule: messenger RNA, 300 nt
Organism: Meloidogyne enterolobii
Lineage: Eukaryota; Metazoa; Nematoda; Chromadorea; Rhabditida; Meloidogynidae
Source: the annotation of a GenBank genome assembly